AUGAGCCUUGCUGCGUCGGGCGUCCAGUGCAUGGAAGAGAUGCAAGCGACAGACACCUCGGUGCUUGUGACGCGCCUCGACUGCGCCACGGUCUAUGGUCACCAGCAUCGCCUCCUCGGGAAUUUGAAUUGCGCCCAAGUGCGCGAGGUACUUGUUCCGUCGCAAACGCAGCGUACAUCGCGCAUCGACAACGCGUUGUUUGCUGCCGGCAUCCAGUUUUGUGCUACCGCUUUGCGGUGGUACGGACCACGCGCAUCUCGAACGCUGAACGAGGACCACAAGACGGUGUGCAAAUACUCGUUUGAGACCCAACACAAUGGAAAGAUGGCAGGGCUGCUAAAGUCGACUGUCGAAGCGCUGCCAGCGUACCGCGCGAUGCACGGCGACUGCGACGUACCGUCGGACUUGGUGACACCGGCGUCGCAAGGUGACGAAGCCAACACGUUUGUGCCCUGGGAGACGCAAGUCGAGGCGCUUGAAGUGUACCGCCGCUGCAUCGGCAGAUUCGAAGAGAUGACGGACGUCCAUGUCGUCCCAAGAAACGCCAAAAUUUGGCCGCGGGCCGCGCGGGGCGUCUUGCUUGUGUCCAUCAUCCCGUGGCUGCGAUCGCAGCUUUACGUGCUCGAUGAUGACAUUUGCCGCCGCGUCCACAUCUUGGAGCCGCACACAAACCUGCCGCACUGGUCCAUCUUGAUGUCAUAUUUGAACGCGUAUCGCCGUAUCCAUAGCCACUGCCGCGUGCCCAUUGACUAUGUCGUUUCGCCUGGCAAAACGAUGAAGUCGAUGGGCACGCCGUAG
This is a messenger RNA of Saprolegnia diclina VS20, 798 nucleotides long. RefSeq lists its product as hypothetical. The coding region runs from base 1 to 798 and encodes 265 amino acids. The transcript is spliced from 5 exons. The record is from RefSeq and is a predicted model, not a curated record. NCBI's taxonomy places the organism in Eukaryota, Oomycota, Saprolegniomycetes, Saprolegniales, Saprolegniaceae.